Funneliformis geosporum is the source of this 428-nucleotide messenger RNA. The record is from the annotation of a GenBank genome assembly. Lineage: Eukaryota; Fungi; Glomeromycota; Glomeromycetes; Glomerales; Glomeraceae.
UAUUUGUAAUUUAAUCUCUUUUAUGGUCACUAUAUUUACAAAAACAUUAUUACAUGGAAUAGUUUUUUGUUUUAUGAAUUUUCUUUUAAUGGCUAGUUAUGCAAUGUUCGUCUACAAUUCUUGCGUGCAUUUACCUAAUAUUGAUGGCUCUUCUUUGACAAUGGAACUUUUUCAAAGAUCUAGACAACACAAAAAAUAUUCAGAUCAAAAGAAUGUACAAAAGAUAUCAAUGUCAAGUUGUAUUAAUCCAUGCAAACUUCAUAACGGUAUCAGCAUGGGCAUAUUAAUUGUAAGUUAUUGUCCUAUUCAUACGAUAAGAAUGAUGGGGAAGGAUUUUUGUGAUGAUCCUUUUAAAUUGUACAAUUCUUCAGAAUCUCAAAUCGUCUCGGCUACAGGUGCCUUAGCUUUCUUUAUAACCUUGGCACAAA